Messenger RNA from Gadus chalcogrammus (walleye pollock), 970 nucleotides. RefSeq names its product SMAD family member 9 (gene smad9). Gene Ontology annotation, biological process: BMP signaling pathway; regulation of transcription by RNA polymerase II; transforming growth factor beta receptor signaling pathway. Gene Ontology annotation, molecular function: DNA-binding transcription factor activity, RNA polymerase II-specific; RNA polymerase II cis-regulatory region sequence-specific DNA binding; I-SMAD binding. The record is from RefSeq and is a predicted model, not a curated record. Bases 527 to 970 code for a protein of 147 amino acids. Lineage: Eukaryota; Metazoa; Chordata; Actinopteri; Gadiformes; Gadidae. The transcript is spliced from 3 exons. Gene Ontology annotation, cellular component: heteromeric SMAD protein complex.
GCUCGCUCUCUCCGGCUCGUGAAGCCUCACAAACACGCUCUACUACACGCACACACCUUCUUCCCCUGCUCUGCCUGUCCUGAGCAAGAACUUACCGUAUAGUCUCUACCACCUCCGCACCGUACGCGACCGGCACCGAUGCACUUGUCACGGCAGAGAUGAUUGAAACCCGAGCUGUACCGCUGGCUGCGUGAGGGACCACUCCCCCCCCCCCGCCCCCCUCCCAGAUUGGACACGCUCUCAGCCAGAGCGGCCACAUCUCUCUGUGUGCCAACGCACCGCGGGGACGACAACCAGAUCAAGAGGAAGAAAGUGACAGAGAUUCUUCGGUGUUGGCCCGUGUCCAACCCUCUCUCGCUCGCUCCCUCGCCCUCUGACUCGCUUUCAGCGGAAGCAGUGUUCGCACAAGCUCGUCAGGUGACCUCGUCCUCUGUCUGCGUCGCUACGACAACAGGCCCCCGCUCUUCUCCGUAACCCUCUCCAUCCCGUCCACGCCACCGGCCACCGACGGGAAGAAGCAGCGGCGAUGAUGACCACCACCGCCAUCACCUCGCUGUUCUCCUUCACCAGCCCGGCGGUGAAGCGGCUCCUGGGCUGGAAGCAGGGCGACGAGGAGGAGAAGUGGGCGGAGAAGGCGGUGGACUCGCUGGUCAAGAAGCUCAAGAAGAAGAAGGGCGCCAUGGAGGAGCUGGAGAGGGCGCUGAGCUGCCCCGGACAGCCCAGCAAGUGCGUGACCAUCCCCCGCUCGCUGGACGGCCGGCUUCAGGUGUCCCACAGGAAGGGCCUGCCCCACGUCAUCUACUGCCGCGUGUGGCGCUGGCCCGACCUGCAGUCGCACCACGAGCUCAAGGCCCUGGACUGCUGCGAGUUCCCCUUCGGCUCCAAGCAGAAGGACAUCUGCAUCAACCCCUACCACUACCGCCGCGUGGAGACACCAGGUAGGGCCCUGGAGCGGCGCCGGCGGCCAUGA